This is a messenger RNA of Anguilla anguilla (European eel), 1699 nucleotides long. RefSeq names its product heparan sulfate (glucosamine) 3-O-sulfotransferase 1-like 2 (gene hs3st1l2). Gene Ontology annotation, molecular function: [heparan sulfate]-glucosamine 3-sulfotransferase activity. Bases 141 to 1046 code for a protein of 301 amino acids. The record is from RefSeq and is a predicted model, not a curated record. The transcript has a single exon. NCBI's taxonomy places the organism in Eukaryota, Metazoa, Chordata, Actinopteri, Anguilliformes, Anguillidae.
UGGUAAUGCCCAGAGAAGGCUCAUGGUAAUGCCCAGAGAAGGCUCAUGGUAAUGCUCUGCCGGUGUUAGGCCCAGCGUUGGUCCCUGUGGUCCUCCUCCCCCCCACGUCUGUGUUCCCCCGUCCCGGCUGGUGGGGUGCCAUGUUUUGGACGCUGCUCCUGGCCGUCCUGCUCCUGCUGCUGCUGCACGCCCAGCUGCACGUGUGCCUGCGGGAGCUGCGGUCCGCCACCCCGGCGCCCGGCAACGCCACCCAGCGGCUGCCCGGCAACGCCACCCAGCGGCUGCCCGGCGCCAUCAUCAUCGGCGUGCGCAAGGGCGGCACGCGGGCACUGCUGGAGAUGCUGAACCUGCACCCGGACGUGGAGGUGGCCAAGGCCGAGGUGCACUACUUCAACCUGGACGAGAACUACCGGCGCGGGCCCGGCUGGUACCGCGCCCAGAUGCCCCUCUCCCUGCCGGGGCAGCUGACGGUGGAGAAGACGCCCGGCUACUUCACGGCCCCGGCGGCGCCCGGGCGGGCGCGGCGGACGGCGCCGGACGCCAGGCUGCUGCUGAUCGUGCGCGACCCGGCGGAGCGGCUGGUGUCCGACUACACGCAGGUGCUGCACAACCGGCGGCAGCGGGGCAAGCCCUACCGGCCGCUGGAGGAGCUGCUGCUGCGGCACGGCCGGAUCGACCCGGACUACAAGGCCCUGCAGCGCAGCCUGUACCACCAGCACCUGGCGCGCUGGCUGGCGCACUUCCCGCCCGGGCGCAUCCACGUGGUGGACGGCGAGGCGCUGAUCCGCGACCCGUUCCCCGAGCUGCGGCGGGCCGAGGGCUUCCUGGAGCUGCCGCCGCGCCUCUCGCCCGCCAACUUCUACUUCAACGCCACCAAGGGCUUCUACUGCCUGCAGGCCGCCGGCCGCGACAAGUGCCUGGACGAGUCCAAGGGCCGCCGCCACGCCCCCAUCGGGCCCGCCGCGCUGCGCCAGCUCUGCCGCUACCUCCGGGAACCCAACCGACGCUUCUUCCGCAUGGUGGGCCGGACCUUCGCCUGGUGCUGAGGCCCGCCCGGGCGCCACCCGCGCACGGAUUGGAUGGGGAGCAGCCCCCCCCGCCGCCGACCGACCAAUCAGAGAGGGAGGUUCUCCACGUCGCCUCCGGCCCCCUCCUCCUGAUCUCUGCGUGGCUGCUGGACUGAAGAGGCCACAGUUAAGAACAGGCUGACGACACCGACGAGUCACGGUGCGGCCACUCCCAGGCUCAGCCAAUCAGAAUAAAGAACCGGGCCGCCCAUCAGGACACGUUAAAAGUUAAAGUGUGCCAGUACAGUGAGGUCAUGCAAACUGAGAAAAUCAAAAAAUGAAAAAUUUAUCUUUCAGAACAUUUCGUGCUAAAAACUGCAAUGUUAAAAUGAAAGAUUCCACCAAUACUUUAUACACACACUUUUGCUUAACAGAAAGGCUGGAUCUGUUUGUGAUGCUUUCAGGAAACCAAUAGAACUCACACAUGGAGACGGAAUUAUAUUAAAUGACAUCACUCUUACGAGCUGUUCAGGGGGGAAUGGGGAAACCAGGACCUCUUGCCCUCAAUACAGUUUGGAGCAAAUAAGCAGCACCCGAAUAUGCCAUCAGGGAGUCACCUGGUUAACGGCAAACAGUGAGCAGGAGGACCAAAGCUGCCGUUUCAGCACUGAUUCAGAGAUAGUGGCUACAUU